Messenger RNA from Ilex paraguariensis (yerba mate), 1995 nucleotides. The record is from the annotation of a GenBank genome assembly. NCBI's taxonomy places the organism in Eukaryota, Viridiplantae, Streptophyta, Magnoliopsida, Aquifoliales, Aquifoliaceae.
AUGUUACAUGGAAUGUAUCAGGCAAAGGCACAAGGUGCAGAUUUAGUUGAGGUGAGGCUGGAUUGUAUAAGGAAUUUCCGGCCGAGGGGUGACCUUCAAAUCCUCCUAAAGAAUAAGCCACUGCCAGUUAUCAUUGUGUAUCGGCCAAAAUGGGAAGGUGGUCAGUAUGAUGGUGAUGAACAAAUGCGGCUGGAAGCACUUCUUUUAGCCCAGGACUUGGGAGCGGAUUAUAUCGAAUUUGAGCUCAAGGUAGGUGGUUACACAUUUUUCAGGCCAAAAUGGGAAGGUGGUCAGUAUGAUGGUGAUGAACAAAUGCGGCUGGAAGCACUUCUUUUAGCCCAGGACUUGGGAGCGGAUUAUAUCGAAUUUGAGCUCAAGGUAGGUGGUUACACAUUUUUCAGGCCAAAAUGGGAAGGUGGUCAGUAUGAUGGUGAUGAACAAAUGCGGCUGGAAGCACUUCUUUUAGCCCAGGACUUGGGAGCGGAUUAUAUCGAAUUUGAGCUCAAGGUAGGUGGUUACACAUUUUUCAGGCCAAAAUGGGAAGGUGGUCAGUAUGAUGGUGAUGAACAAAUGCGGCUGGAAGCACUUCUUUUAGCCCAGGACUUGGGAGCGGAUUAUAUCGAAUUUGAGCUCAAGGUAGCUUCUGAUCUCACAAAAGAACACAAAUUGAAACGGCGUAGCAGGAGCAAAAUAAUUGUAUCUUGUUAUGUGGACAGUGUGUCCUCCCCAAAAGUAGAUCUAAGCCAUCUUGUGGCCCAUAUGCAAUCUACUGGAGCAGAUAUGAUCAAACUUGUUGCCAAUGCAACUAAUAUUACAGAAAUAACGAGGAUUUUUCAUUUGCUUUCACAUUGCCAGGUUCCGCUAAUUGCAUACUCCAAUGGGGAAAGAGGUCUUAUAAGCCAGUUAUUGGGCCCAAAGUUUGGUGGCUUUUUAGUCUAUGGAUCUAUUGAGGACAAUUUAGUACCUGGUCUGCCUAUUCUAGAUAGCCUUAGAAAAGCUUAUAAUGUUGAGUGUAUAGAUGCGGAUACAAAAGUUUUUGGGCUUAUCUCAAAACCAGUAAGCCAUAGCAAAGGUCCUAUUUUGCAUAAUCCUACGUUCAAACAUGUGGGCUACAAUGGAAUUUAUGUUCCGAUGCUUGUGGAUGAUCUCAAGGAGUUCUUUUGUGUCUAUUCAAGUCCUGAUUUCGCUGGUUUCAGUGUAGGAAUUCCAUACAAGGAAGCAGCAAUUGAAUUUUGUGACGAAGUCCAUCCACUUGCUCAGUCUAUAGGUGCUGUUAAUACUAUUAUAAGGAGACCUAGUGAUGGCAAGCUGGUUGGUUAUAAUACAGAUUGUGAGGCUUCUAUAACUGCCAUUGAGGAUGCUCUUAAAGGGGGAUGCAAUAAUGGGGACGCAUUUCUCCCCUCUCCACUCACUGGGAUAUUGUUUGUGCUAGUUGGCGCUGGAGGUGCAGGAAGAGCACUGGCAUUUGGUGCUAAAAGCAGGGGAGCACGGGUUGUCAUUUUUGACAUUGAUUUUGGUAUGGAUACUCGAAGCUCUAUUGAGAAUGAAAUUGGAAUUCUCUCUUAUAUUCUUACCUUUAAGUCAUAUUAUGAUAUAAGGCUUAAGCUCCUCCACGAUAGAGCAAAGUCUCUUGCCGAUGCCGUGUCAGGUCAAGCUCGGCCUUAUGAAGAUUUAGUUAAUUUCAGGCCCGAGAAAGGUACAAUCCUCGCAAAUGCAACACCUUUAGGAAUGCAUCCAAAUAUGGAUCGGAUUCCCGUGGCUGAGGCAACCUUGUGUGAUUGCAAGCUCGUCUUUGAUGCUGUGUACACACCUAGGAAAACCACUCUUCUAAAAGCAGCUGAGGCUGCUGGAGCCAUCAUUGUCAGUGGAGUUGAAAUGUUUCUGCGGCAGGCAAUUGACCAAUUUAAUCUUUUCACUGGCAACAAAGGUACAUUCAUUAUUCUUACAUCAAUUUCUGAAUAUAUCUCUGGCAUGGUUGAAAGAUUGGGUCUGUAA